AAUCAAUUGAAGGAUACAGUUAGAAGAUUCCAAACUCUAAGUCUUGAGUAUCUAUAAUAGCAGUAAGUAAGAAUCAGUUAACAUUUCAUCAAUUGAGGGAUCAACAAAGCAGGAAUUUGAUUAGAUGUCUUGGAGUGAUGAACUAUGUCUAGUAGAUAUGUCUUUCUUAGACUGUCAUUGUGAGAUAAACUGUUUUCCAUCUUUAUGAUUUCUGAAUUGGUAAAACAUUGACUGAUGAGUUGUUAACCAGUAUUUUAAAGACUCGAGACUUUUCGUUGGAAUAUUUCAUUUUCAUUUUAGAUUUUAUGACUUUAAAAAUGCCUACCUAAUAAGUAGAAUGUUGGUUCACAUACUGUUAAUACUGUGGAAGACUGUCUUCCAAUACUGUAAAUCAAGAAUCAGGUAUAGUUACCAAUUUACAAUACUUAUUUUUAUUAUUAGUAUUUAUUAGUAGUAUAUUUAUUAAUAACUUAAUUGAAAGGUGGAAAUGCAUCUUAAUUUAAUAUAUUGAUUUUGGUUUUUCGCAAAGGCAUUUGAUGAGAUAAAAUUUAAAUUUUGUUUCAGGACAAAGGUUUAUGUGUCAGAAGUGUUACAAAUCUUAUUCAAAUCGAACAAACCUCAACAGGCAUUUAAGAGAGAAAAAGGUUUGCUUGCUCUGCUUGUCUGAGAACUUAUUCAAAUAAACAAAAUCUAAAUAGGCAUGUAAGAUAUGAGUGUGGAAAACCACCCUCAUUCAUCUGCCAAUACUGUAACAAGAGAUUCUUUCGAAAGGAACAAAUGACAUUCCAUGCUAUUAGUAAACAUGGUUUUCAAUUGAAUUAUUCUAUUUAAUUAACAUCAUUUAUAAUUUGAAUUUGAUUUAAAUUUAAAAAUACUGAUUGAAAUUAUAAUAAAGUGUUUCAAUAAAGAGAAUAUUCAGAAAUACUCAGAGGCUUUUAUUUUAUUGUAUUAAUAAAUUAAAGGCAUUGGAUAUUGGAUUAUUAUUAUUCUCUUCUGAGACCUCAUUUAAAUUACUAUCAAUACUUUACCAUUCCAUCAUUCAGUGCCCACAAUCCUACUCUCCCUUCUUGUUUUUUUUUCAGUCAAUACAAUUUACACGUUUUAUUAUUUCUAUGUUUUAUUUUUAAACUAAUAAGACGGAUAAUUUUUCUGAUAGGACAUUACCUUAAAUUUACUUCAGAAAUUUUGGAAAUGUGUGGAACAUUUAUUUUGUAGGGUUUUAAUAUUGUCUCACUUAUAAUGAAAAAUGCUGCCUGUCUGUAUAAUCUGCCUAUUUGAUAAAUCUGCUUGGGAAUGUGUCUAUGUCAUGAACAAUCAGUACAUGGUGGCUAAGAUCUAUUUGCAUUUUAUUAUAGCUUCAGGCAGAUUAUGGCUGCUGACCUCUGCUUCUUCAAAAGUUAGAAAAUAUGGCAAAUGUUAUGUAUCUGCUCAAUCAUCAAAUUACAUAAAUAAUAGCUACAAACCAGUAAUAAUGGCUGAUAGCAUUUUUUAUAUGUUGUGGACCUAGAUCAGGUAUUAUGAAGCAAUGUAAUGUUUAUUUAUUUAUAUUUCUAUUUUACAGUAAUGUAAAGGUAUGCAUGUGCAGUAAUAAAAAUUCAUAUUGUGAAUUAAUAGUUUUAUCUAAUUUCUGUUUGCCCUUUAGAAAGGAGAUUUACUUGCUCUACAUGUCAGCGCAGUUACUCACGAAGGCAACAUCUACAAAGGCACGUCAAAUAUGAGUGUGGAAAACCUCCUUCAUUUAUAUGCCAAUUUUGUUAUAAGGGAUUUACUCAGAACUCAUCACUUAAAGUUCAUCUUUUUAAUAAGCAUUCAAAUUAUCAUGUUAACAUAUAGAUGUAUUGUAAAUAUUAGGCAAAAAUCUUUUAAUAUUUACAAAUAUUAUUUUGAUAAGAUCUCUAAACUUCUGUAUUCAGAUUAUUUGGUAGAAUUUUGUUUACUAUAUAUAUUACUCUAAGGAAGACACCAUGAUGAAAAAUGCUAUUGUGUUGAAAAGAUUUAACCUUCAAUUUAAUUGUAAUUAAAUUAUACUUCAACUGUAAUAGACUUUUCUAGAGAGAGAUAAAUAAAAGAUUUUAUUCAUAUCAGAACAAAGACCAGAAUCAAAAAUACAGUUUAGUUAAAAUGCUUUUUAGUUUAAUUAUGAAAACAAAUAUGUAUAUUUUAUAAGUUUUAAAAUAUUGACAUUUUAUUCUUUUAAAUUUAUUCUGUUAUUGUUGAUAAGUCAAAUAAAUUCUUUUUAUCGAAGUACGCUAUUCUUUAACUGUAUUUUAUAAAUCAAUUGAGUAUCACAUAACUUAUUAUUUAUAUGUCUAAACAACAUAGUGCUCGAACAGCACUGUUGAGUGGUCAAAAAUAACAAUCAAGCCAGAAACAAUCAAAUAUACUAUGUGAUUCUGAUCUUUGAAGAUUUUUUUUUAAGUUUUAUUUUUUUUUGUUCACAUCUGUCAUUCAGCCUGCGACAAUUAGUAUGUGUGAUGUUAUUUGAUAAGAUUGAAAUGUCAGACAUGAGGCUUUUGAACAUCUAAUUUUAUUUUAUUGCAAGUCUAUGGAAUAAAACUUGGCUUACUGUGAUUAAAAUAAGUGGGCUAACCACAGUCAACCUCUUCUUCCUGUCCAUAUUAGAGAAUAUAAUAACAAUACCAAAUAAUAAAAUGAUUUUUUUUGCAAUUUCUCCUUUUUUUAAAAUAAUAUUUUAAAGACCGUUAAAUUAAUACAUUUAUUAUUAUUAAAUCUGAUCCUGUGAUAUAUUAGCUGUAUAUUUAUAAUUAUAUGUUUUUCUUCAGAGAGGAGAAGAUAUAGUUGCCCUGCAUGUCAGCGAACAUAUUCUAAUAGGCAUAAUCUUCAUAGGCAUGUCAAAUAUGAGUGUGGAAAACCUCCAACAUUCAUCUGUCAAUAUUGCAACAAGGGAUUUGUUCGAAAGGAACGCAUGACAUUCCAUGUUUACAAUAAACAUGGUGUAAUCAAGAGAAGAAGGUAUACUUGCUCUACUUGCCAGCGUACUUAUUCCAAUAGACAAAAUCUUAACAGGCACGUCAAAUAUGAGUGUGGGAAACCUCCCUCAUUUAAAUGCCAAUUUUGUCAUAAGGGAUUCACUCAAAACCAUGCACUCAAAGUACAUGUUUUUAAAUCAACAGAAGAGGGCCAUUAUUGUUAUUCCUGUGGGCGCAAAUAUAAAUAUAAAAAACAUCUUAAUAGACAUGUUAGAUAUGAAUGCGGUAAGGCUCCUUCUUUUCUAUGCCCUCACUGUCCGAAAGGAUUUAGUCGUAAACAAUCGCUAACCUUCCAUGUUUUCAGUAAACAUAAAGAUUUCAAAAUGCUGUAAAAUUUAUGUUUAUAUUUGUAUAAACAUAAACAUGUAACAAUGUUGGUAGAAAAUGUUUGUGAUAUAUUAAUAAAAAUCUAUCGAGUUUAUAAUUUUUUUUUUCUUGAAUAAGACUGUGUAUUUUUAAAGUUAUUUAUUUACAUUUAUUCCAGGAACUUGUAAAUAUUUAAGCAAAUAGUGCUGUAUAAUUUUUAUAAUAUAAUUUUUAAAAUGUAUUUUAUUUAUUUUAAAAUUUUAUGGUGCUGAAACCGAGGUAAGGGUACUGUUGGAAUAGUAUAUGCUGUUCAAGUGAAUAGAAAUAUUUUAUGUUGGAAGGAGCUAUUUAUUAUUUCUGGGAUUAUAUUGAGUAACAUCUUAUAUUUAUAAAUUAUUAAAUAUUAGAGAAACUUGUACUCAAUGUUUCAGAUAUACAAUAAGGUGUACCUAGGGUUUUUUAUAGUAAUAAAAUGUUUUUUAUUUACUUCAAUGAAAAUCAUGUAACAAUUUUCUUUUUCUUUAGGAAUGUUCCAAGAAAGACAUAACUGCUCAAACUGCUACCGAUCUUACAAACAUCGGCAUCAUCUCUUGAGACAUAUAAAGUUUCAUUGUGGAAAACCUCCUGCUUUUCAUUGCCAAAGUUGUAAUAAGGCUUUUCACCGAAAAGAUGUUUUAGAAGUCCAUUUCCUAUCUCAGCAUGCUAAUUUGAUUUAAUUUCACGCACUAUAUAAUAUUAAUAAAAGUAUUAUUCAAAUUAGUUAGUUAUCUGUUAACUUGUCUUAAGUGUUGGAUAUUUAUUAGUUAAUUUGAUGUGUUAAAUAAAAGUUUAUUUAUAAACAUAUGGAUAUUGCAUUGGCAAAUUACUGUAUAGAAUUACUGACAAUAACAGUUUUAUUAAAUUAUUUAAAAAUUUUGUUACUAUAUGUUGUUUUAAAUAAGUAUAUCUAAUGGCAGUCAAUGUAUUGUUUAUGUGAUUCACAAAAAUAAUAUGUUUUUCUUGUACAUAUCAGUAUGUUUCAUCAAGUCAAGCUGGUAUAAUUUUAAUUUAAUAUUGUAUACAUUGCUAAAUAAUUAUUCUAAAAUAUAGGUUUAAUUUUUUCUUCUAUACAGAAAUGAAAAUUAUUUUCUCUUAAAAUAUCUAUUACAUUUUAUUCACUUA
Molecule: messenger RNA, 4457 nt
Organism: Nezara viridula (southern green stink bug)
Lineage: Eukaryota; Metazoa; Arthropoda; Insecta; Hemiptera; Pentatomidae
Source: the annotation of a GenBank genome assembly